AUGUUUAUCCUUGCUUUCCUCCCCGUGGUGAUCGCCUCAUAUAAAUACACCAAACAAGAAUAUUGCUCCAUAUAUGCCGUGGCGAACGAUUGUCGUCCGCCACCAGAUGAAUUCCUGCACAUCCCCGCAAGAGAUCUCGCCUCCGACGAAGCCAAGACUGGUAUCCUUGAAGAUGCCUUCUCCGCGCUCGCCGUGCUGCAGAAUGAAUACUACCAAAUCGGACGAAAUACAUGGCCAUCGGCGAUAGACUGGACCGCCGCCGUCACUGAGACCGUCGUUUCCGGCAUGCUGUCAACCCUCACCAAGUCGAUAAACUUGAUCGUCCCAGGCAUUACGCCCAGUAUUCGAGAAGCGCAGGAAAACCUCAUCUCGUCAGUGUACGACCAAGUCAUUGGCUAUCACUUUGCGCAGGAUAUAGUUGCCAUUCGAGACCAGGCCUUUGAUGACAUAUUAUGGGUGGUGCUUGGCUGGAUAGAGGCCGUGAAUUUUGCUCGAUCGCAUGACGGCAUCCGCUUCCCCGAAGCCGAGCACAGCCCCAAUGCUAGUUUCCCUACUGACGUCCAUGCCGCUUUGGCAUUGCUGCCGUGGCGCGGCCAUCUCUGGAUUCCGUCCUUCCAGAGCCGGGCGAAAAGCUUCUGGCUUCUUGGGGCUCAGGGCUGGGACACGGCAUUGUGCCACGGCGGCAUGGUCUGGAACCCCCGUCUGGAGCCUUACAAGAACGCCAUCACGAAUGAGCUGUACAUUUCAGCCUCUAUUUCCAUGUAUCAGUACAUGAGCAACGGAAGUGUCGCCGAUAAGGACCCGCUACAUCUUCAAGCGGCGAUUGAGGGCUACAAAUGGCUCGUAAACAGCAACAUGAUGAAUCGCGAAGGCCUGUAUGCUGAUGGGUUUCACAUUGGCCGACGAAAGCAUGGGGGAGUGGAGUGCAACAUUCGCGAUGAAAUGGUGUACACUUACAACCAGGGCGUGCUGCUCACUGGUCAACGAGGGCUGUGGGAUGUGACCGGGAGCCCCUCGUACCUAGAAGACGGCCAUAAUCUUAUCCAGGCCGUCAUCAAGGCCACCGGCUGGAGCUUGAAGACGAACCGGCCAAUAGACUCGGUGGAUGUAUCUGCAAAGCUGCCCAAAUGGAGAGGUCUUGGUCGGGGUGGUAUCUUAGAGGAGAAGUGUGAUGCAGGUGGAACAUGCUCUCAGGAUGGCCAGACAUUCAAGGGCAUAUACUUUCACCAUCUGACUGCAUUCUGUCGGCCCUUGGACGAGGAUAACCUCAACGAUGGCGAUUACGUCGACAUGGAUGGUUUCACUCGAGUCAAAGCAGCCCACAAAUCGGCCUGCCAGGCGUAUCUGGGUUGGAUUAAGCAUAACGCUUUGGCAGCGCUGACAUCUCGAGACAGUCGAGGACGCUUUGGCAUGUGGUGGGGGUCAGCACUUUUCGGCAACAUUCACGUAUCCCGGGUAAGCGACGGAAUCGACCAUGAUGCUGUAAAUGCCACCGACUAUCGUAAAGACGGAACCCCAAAUGACGACCUCUGGGGGCGGGAUUCAAGAUGGCUGCCAGGAUCUCGGAAGAGAGGGCUGGACAAACAAGUUACGCCAGAGGACUACAAGAAGAUGGACAUCGACCCCAACGAUCGCGGCAGAGGACGCACAGUGGAAACACAGGUAGGAGGCGUCGCUGUGCUUCGCGCCUAUUGGGACAUCUCGCAGUCACUAUCGUCAGGAGAUUCAUUGUGGCUGAGACCCUAG
Messenger RNA from Trichoderma breve, 1746 nucleotides. Its product is annotated as glycosyl hydrolase family 76 domain-containing protein. Gene Ontology annotation, biological process: carbohydrate metabolic process. NCBI's taxonomy places the organism in Eukaryota, Fungi, Ascomycota, Sordariomycetes, Hypocreales, Hypocreaceae. The coding region runs from base 1 to 1746 and encodes 581 amino acids. The record is from RefSeq and is a predicted model, not a curated record. The transcript is spliced from 3 exons.